UACAGUUACGGGAAGUCAACACGGUACUGAUGUAGUGCUUGACGUCAUUGUGAAAUACAACAAAGAGGAUUUUGCAACUAAAUUCAGUCUCAUGAACAUUUUGCAAGAUAAGAUCAAUCACAUUUUAUUACUUUCUUCUCUCCUGACAGACAUUACAGAAAGCAAGCAGUGCCCCUUUAGAAAAUAAAGAGCAGUUAAUGUGCCGAUGAUCAUGAAUAAAUUUACACAGCAGAAUAUGACCAGGUUUCUACGGUGAGCGAUGUCCCGACGCGGCGCUUUAAAGUUCACCGGAAGUACGCAUUUCUGUUCUUCCGUUUGUGCCUUCCGUACAGAAACGCGCAGCCUCAGUAUCGAGUUCCGCGCUCUCCGUCCGAAGACAUAGGCGCAGCAGUCUGCCCGGCACAAUGCCGUGGUACAGAGCGGAGGACACGGACAAGUUCGUUCGGGAGUUUCUGCGGAGCGGCUCUGCGGUGAGGAACAAGAUGAUGAAAAACUGGGGAGUCAUUGGCGGAAUCGCAGCAGCCAUGGCGGCUGGAGUCUACGUUCUCUGGGGCCCUAUAGCGGAAAGGAAGAAGCGAAAGAAAGGGACAGUGCCUGGACUUUUGAAUCUGGGGAACACCUGCUUCAUGAACUCUCUGCUCCAGGGUCUGGCAGCCUGCCCGUCCUUUGUCAGGUGGCUGGAGGAGUUCACCAACAGGAGCGGCGCUGAGCAGAGCCACAACAGCAGUGAGAGGGAGAGGGAGCCCCGACUCUCCCGCACCCUCCUGCAGCUCCUUCAGGCGCUGUCCAGCCACGAACCAGGUGAGGAUGAUGUUCUCGAUGCAGGGUGUCUUCUGGAAGUCCUUCGGCUCUAUAGGUGGCAGAUCAGCUCCUUUGAGGAACAGGAUGCCCACGAGCUCUUCCACGUUCUUACCUCCUCUCUGGAGGAGGAGCGAGACCAGCAGCCUAAGGUCACCCAUCUGUUUGACAUGCGGUCCCUGGAGUGUGUCCCGGAGGCUAGCCAGUGGAGCAUGAGUUGCAGGAGUCGAGGCCCCCUCCACCCACUGCCCAGUCCCUGGAAGUCCCAGCAUCCUUUUCACGGGCGCCUGACAAGCAACAUGGCCUGUAAGCGCUGUGAGCAGCAGAGUCCGGUGCACUACGAUUCGUUUGACAGCCUGUCUCUGUCCAUUCCCCCAGCACCAUGGGGCCGACCUGUGACACUGGACCACUGUCUCCAGCACUUCAUCUCUUCGGAGACCAUCAAAGAGGUGGAGUGUGAGAACUGCACCAAAAUCCAGAAAGCAGGAAAGUCCAGUGGACAGACAGUCGAAAGCCAGAGGAGCACUUUUAUCAAACAACUGAGACUGGGAAAGCUCCCGCAGUGUCUGUGUAUACACCUCCAAAGGCUCACGUGGUCCAGCGAGGGUACCCCAAUCAAGAAGCAGGAGCAUGUCCAGUUCUCAGAGUACCUGUCCAUGGACUGCUACAAGCACUGUGCCUCAGGCCAGAGGUCACUGUGGCCCCUGUGCACCUCCAGGACAGUCUCCAGUGGUGGUCAGGUGGAUGUUCAGGAGAAGAAGCCUGCCAAUGGCACAGACUCUGAACACUGUAACAACAAGAAGCCGCUGUCGAACGGAACCUGCUCCUCUGUUUUUCUCCACACCCCAGCUCUAAGUCCUCCAUUCACACUGACCUAUGACCACAGUUCGUCGGCGUACCUCUUCCGGCUGACGGCUGUGCUGGUGCACCACGGGGAUAUGCAUUCAGGCCACUUUGUGACGUACCGCCGCUGCCCCCCCUCACCCCGCUCCAGCUCGCCCUUCAGCACCCACUGGCUCUGGGUGUCAGACGACUCAGUGCGCAAGGCAUCUCUGCAAGAAGUGCUCGCUUCCAAUGCCUACCUGCUGUUCUAUGAAAGGGUGAGACCUGCUACACCUGGGCCAGAAGGACAGGACAGGGCCACUUAGGUUACCGAUAACCCAUGGCCAGCACAGGAACACGUUCACCCAGUAGGUGACCCCCCCCCCCCCCCCCGCAGUUGGGAGUCUUGGGUGAGCCCAGCCUCUCCAUCGGAAAGCUUCCACUGUGUAAUGUCGGUAAGAGGUGUAAAGCAACACUUCCAGGUACCAUGGUGGCAUAGGUAUUUCAUGUUGGAAUGUACAUGUCUGUUACCCAGAGUGCCCGAGUACCCAAUGUCACCCAGUUGCAGACGAACAUUUCUCCAGGUGUCUUAGUGUGCGGUGGGGUGUCGCUGCAUUAAUAAACAUAUCAAGGUGAACAGUGUGGAUCUGUAUUAGCAGCCGCUCAGUGGCGCAGUGAGAAACCUGUCAGUGAUCCGGACCUUUCAUCACUUGUGCUUUACUUGUCCACUUGUCAUAGGUUCUUUGUCCCAGAACCAGAGAUGGGUGUGAAUGGCUGUGCUCUGUUCUGAACGUGGAUGAAAGUGCCACAUGAUCAGUCAAAGCGCAUGCUAUCACUUGCUGUUUAAAAAGGGACAUUUCUGUUUAAAAACAAAGAAAUGUGUAACAAGUCUGACAGAAGUCAAUGCUUUUAUAAAGUACCUCCUCUUUUGU
Molecule: messenger RNA, 2552 nt
Organism: Scleropages formosus (Asian bonytongue)
Lineage: Eukaryota; Metazoa; Chordata; Actinopteri; Osteoglossiformes; Osteoglossidae
Gene: usp30
Product: ubiquitin specific peptidase 30
Exons: 13
Coding region: 405-1946 (513 amino acids)
Biological process (GO): protein deubiquitination
Cellular component (GO): nucleus; cytosol
Molecular function (GO): cysteine-type deubiquitinase activity
Source: RefSeq, a predicted model, not a curated record